Messenger RNA from Radiomyces spectabilis, 1573 nucleotides. RefSeq names its product regulator of chromosome condensation 1/beta-lactamase-inhibitor protein II. The transcript is spliced from 4 exons. Gene Ontology annotation, cellular component: cytoplasm. Bases 51 to 1262 code for a protein of 403 amino acids. Gene Ontology annotation, molecular function: guanyl-nucleotide exchange factor activity. The record is from RefSeq and is a predicted model, not a curated record. Lineage: Eukaryota; Fungi; Mucoromycota; Mucoromycetes; Mucorales; Radiomycetaceae.
UUUUUAUUUUUAUUUUUUUCUUUAGUUCCGCAAUUUAUCGAUAUUCCGAUAUGGAAGCAGCACAAUUACAAAGAUUGCACGCCGGACGCGUUUUUGUUUUUGGUACGGGCGAUGCCGGCGAACUCGGCCUGGGUGAAGACAUGCUGGAACGUAAGAAACCCAUGCCAUUAAGGGCCCUCGAUGGCGAAUCGAUUUGCGACAUUGUGUGUGGUGGUAUGCAUACACUGGCUCUGACCAAAACAGGCAAGCUGUGGAGUUGGGGUUGCAACGAUGAGGGAGCGCUUGGAAGACAGGGCGACGAAUAUGAACCGGGAUUGGUGGAAGCUUUGAAGGAUGUGGUGAUUGUAAAGGUCGCUUGUGGCGAUUCCAUUUCUUUGGCCCUGUCAGAUCAAGGCAAACUGUUUUGCUGGGGUACAUUUAGGUCUACUCAGGGCGCCUUUGGUUUUUCACCUAGUCAGGCCGUUCAACGCGAACCGGUCUUGUAUCCUUAUUUGGCCAAGGAGACUUUUGUGGACAUUGCUGCUGGUUCAGAUCAUUGUCUUGCAUUGACAACAACCGGUCGUGUGUUUGUUUGGGGCAACGGACAACAGUUCCAACUUGGACGUCGAUUGAUCGAACGUCGCCAACGUAACAGUUUGAUUCCCGAACCGUUGGCGCUUCGUCACAUUGUCACCAUCGGAUGCGGCUCGUACCAUUCAUUUGCAGUGUCUCGCGAUAACACAUUGUACGUGUGGGGACUCAACAAUUUCCAGCAAUGCGGUCUCAUGCAAGAUCCCCAAGACAAACAACCACUCGAGGAUAUCAUCACUACCCCGACCGUGGUGACAGGACUGCAAGGAAAAGGGCAAAUUAAAAAGGUGGUUGCCGGCGAACAUCAUUCGUUGGUGUUGAUGGAACACGGUGCCGUGUACGCGUUUGGUCGCGCCGAUGCUGGACAAUUGGGAUUGUCGGAGAAAAUCAUUGAAGAAGCCCAGGUGGACAGUGGAGAAGCUUCGCAUAAGAAAGCCAUCGGAUAUCCUAUUCAAAUACCUACCUUGUCGCAAAUCGUUGACAUUGCCAGUGGUGGUAAUCAUGUGGUUGCGGCUGCUCACAAUGGUACGGCUUACGCUUGGGGCUUUGGCGCUCAAUAUCAACUAAGUAAUGGCACGGGCGAAGACGAAAUGGAACCCAUUGUUUUGUCGGGACAAAAGAUUGAAGGAUUGAAGAUUCGCCGUGUGGCCGCCGGUGGUAACUUUAGCGUGAUUAUUGCCACGGAUAUUUAAAAAAGAAAAAGAAGGAAAACCUCAUUUUCUCCUGGUACCUUACCUUCAUUCAUUCAUCUAUUGACACAUUAUCCACAUCUAUUUCACGCAACGCAAGACAACGCAACGCAACGCACCACACGUAAUUCUCAUGCACAAAUUCCAUGCAACACAUACACGCACCCAUUUAUCGUCCAUUGUUUCCAAUGCCCUUUUUUUCUUUCUUUUCCUCUCUUACUUUUUUUUUUCUUUUGUGUUCGUUUUUGUACAAAAAAAGUAUUCCUUUUUUCUCCACAUUGUUUCAUAAAUUGAUCGCCAUGUCCAUGCGUUUU